Molecule: messenger RNA, 411 nt
Organism: Colletotrichum paranaense
Lineage: Eukaryota; Fungi; Ascomycota; Sordariomycetes; Glomerellales; Glomerellaceae
Exons: 1
Coding region: 1-411 (136 amino acids)
Source: RefSeq, a predicted model, not a curated record
AUGAGAAUUGCGGCGCGAUGGGAUAAGCAGGUCGAACAUCACAGCUGCCCAGAGAAGUGGAUACCGUACGACACACUCGAUAUACACGAACAUGCUCACUACCAACAACGGAUACGACUCCGAAGCGGUCCUCUUUCACAUGUUUCUCAGCUACCUGCCCCUCUUUCUCAGACCUGUCUACUGGCGUUGGCGUUUUGGGUUACGUGGGUGCCAUUCGAUAGGAAUCUCGCGGUUGCGGAAGCUGAUGGGAGGGAGUUUGACAAGCUUUUCUGGUUUGCUGGAGUGGCACUUUUUACAGUCUACGAGUACUACGCACACCUCACUUUUUUCAUAGAAGACAUAUCGAUUGUUGUUGAGAAGCCAUUGCAGCACUGGCGCCUUUUCCCUUGCCGGACAAGACAAGAUACGUGA